Molecule: messenger RNA, 3465 nt
Organism: Prorocentrum cordatum
Lineage: Eukaryota; Dinophyceae; Prorocentrales; Prorocentraceae
Source: the annotation of a GenBank genome assembly
CCUGUGUACCGGUUCGACCAGCGCCCGGUCGGUCCGGAGCUGAAGGAUUUGAUCGAGGAGGGCCGCGUGAAGGCGGCCGAGGAGAGGCGCGUGCUGGGCCUGGCCACCGACGAGCCGGAGCCCCCAACGCUGCUGGGCGAUGCCGCGGCCGUGGCUGCGGUGCCCGAGGCGGGCGCGCCGGACGCUGCGACAGGCUCGGAGAUCUACAGCUGGGUCUGCGUCGUGCGCUCGGCGGCCGUGGAGGUGGGCCGCGUGUUCCAGUUUGCGGAGAGGCACACCACGCCGUCGGACAGGUUCGUGAGUUAUGGCCCCCUUGGCCUGUAUGAUGUGGGCAACGCGGGUGGCCUGGCCGUCAUGCGCAGGCUCGAGACCAGCGACAAGAAGGAUGACGUGAUCGUGGCCUUCGCCCUGCAGGUGGGGGACGCGGCCGAGGAGAAGGGGACUGCUAUCCCAACGGGUUCAGCCGGGGCUGCUGCGAGCUCCGACGAUGCCCGCACCCUGCUCAUCGUGCGGGACCCAAGGGGCAAGCGAUUCAGGGAUCUGAAGAGCGUGGCGAGCGCCUCCGACCAGUCUAGCUUCGACGACUGGAUCCUGGAGGGCCCGAGGACGACCUUGUACGUGAUAAAGGAGAUGGCGAAGCUGGCGGGUGGCCCGGUCCAGCGCCAUCAGACAUGGAAGCAUGAGAACAAGUUGCAGCAGGAUGAGCACUCGGCUGUGAGUCACGAGAUGCUGUCAGAGAUCCUGGAGUUGGCCACCACCUUUGACCAGCUGGACGUCUCGAACCUGGCGUGCAUGGAGUGCCUGUGUCGCCACGCCCAGUACAUUGAGCAGCGUGUGAAGAAGAAGCGAGAGUCGGGCAAGGACUUCGACUCCCAGGAUUACUACCUCGGGCGCUCGAGGCGCACAGGCGGUGCCAUCAUUAGUCCGGAGUUGCUGAAGUGGGUCGCGGAGUCGGCAGCCCGUGACUCGGUCAUCUUGAAGGAAGAAAGGUGCCGGUGCCCUCUCCCGCUCAUCGCCGAGGUCCGCGCCGAGCUGCCCAGCGCCUGGGCAGGACAGUCCGCCGGAGAUGUCGCUCACCCCGAGGCAGCCCUAAUGGAGUUGCUCGGUACCGAGGCCCUCGACUGCGCGUCCGAGGUCCUCUCCGUGGUUGCGCCGUAUGAUCAUGGCUUGGUCUCGUGGCCGGACACCGCAGGCUCGGUUGACUUGCUGGACGUGUUGCCAGACCCUGACCGCCAGGAGGUGAUCGACGGACCUCGGUCUCUUUUGCUUCGAACUGACGAGGUGCCCCCUGCAAGCUGCAAAGUUUACUGGGAUAAGACCCUUCGCGCGGACAAGGAUGAGUAUGUUCGGUUCGUUCAGGACUUGCUGGACAGGGGCAUGGUGGAGCUCCGUGCUCAUCGAGAUUUUGAAAUGGGUGUAUUCUUUGUGCGAAAGAAGUCAGGCCGCCUACGCUUGAUAGUGGAUGCUCGUGCUGCGAAUCAGAGUCUUAAGAGCCGUGCCUCCAUCCAGCUGGCUUCGACCGCGGCGAUCGUGGGGCUGGACAUCGCCGAUUGCUUCUACCAGUUCAGGGUGCCGGACUACAUGGCGCCCUGGUUCGGGAUGAAGCCAGUCAGGGCGGGCAUGCUGGGCGUGAAGGUCGUGCAGGGCGAGCCCGUCUCGGCGGGCACCUGGCUCUACCCGUGCCUGCGCGUCCUGCCCAUGGGGUUCUCGUGGGCCAUGAGGUGGGCGCAGCAGGCCCAUCGUGAGCUGCUUCGGCGAGCUGGGCCGGGGGGCAUCGACAGCGAGUUGGUGGGCCGCCAGCUGGCGCUGGCGCCCUCGGCCACGCCUGUGCCGCGCGUCGUCUACGUGGACAACGAGAUCUUUGUGUCGUCGCUGCCCGGGGCCUCGUCCGAGGCCCGCGUGCAGGCCGCCAAGGCGAUGGCGGCCGUGGGCUUGCUUCUGCGCGAGGUCGAGGAUAGCAAGAACGUCGUGGAGGCGCUGGGCCUGGAGCUGGGCGGCAUCAAGCUUCGGGGCCGCCUGGCGUCCUCCAAGCGGUGGAGGCUGGUCCAGGGCACGCGGGCCUUACUCAGGCGCCGGCUGGUGGCGGGCAGGGAGGUGGAGAAGCUGAUCGGCCACUUCGCCCAUGCCAUGCUGCUGAACCGCCUGGCGGUGUGCAUCUUCCGCGCAGCCUGCGAUUUCGUGCGGAGGCACUGCCGGGCUCCCUGCGUUCUCUGGGAGUCGAUGAGGCAGGAGCUGUCCAAUGCCAUGCAUGUGCUGCCGCUGCUCGCGGUGCAAUUCGACUUGCCUUGGUCUGGGCUGGUCACCUGCCCUGACGCCACCCUGAGGGGCAACGCGGUGCAGGAGGCCGACUUCCCGACGGCCGAGGUCUCGCAAGUGGGGCGCUGGAGUGAGCGCUGGCGCUUCAAGGUCGAGAGGGCCGGCCGGGCUCGGGAUCGGGCUCUAGCCAGCGCGUUGCUGCCUGGCGGGCGGGCUCGAGGUUGGUGCAGGCGCGCCUGGGCGCCCGCGGCCGGCGGAGCGCCGCCUCCUGAGAGGCAGCUGGCGCGACGGGGCCCGGCGCUCGAGACCGGCAGCGGCCGCGGGCAGAGCGGGUCUGGCCCGGGCUACCUUGACAAGGCUGCAGCGCAAUUCAUCAACGACAUCUCACCGAUCCCCUGCGAGGCCGAGAGGAGGCCCUGGUGGAUGGACCUGCUGUUGGCGGCGGAGGAGCCCAGCAACAGCGGGGCCAAACUGCGGGCGGCGGUGGGCCACCGUUGGCCGCGCCUCCACCACGCUGGGCGGCUGUUGAAGCUGCCGCGGGUGGCCAAGGCGCUGCAGGGCUGGCGCCGGCUGGUGCCGCUGGUCACGCGGGCUCCGGUGCCGUGGGCGGCCGUCGCGGUGAUCGCGAUGGCCCUUUUGCGGCGCGGGCAGCCGCGCGCGGCCCUGGCGGUGGUGCUGGCGGCGGACGCGUACCUCAGCCCCGGCGAGCUGCUCUCGCUUCGGGCGAACCACGUGGUGCCGGGCCAGCCGCGGUCGGGCGGCGACUGCCGCUUCGCGUCACCUGUGCUGAGGCCAGAGGAGGAGCUGCAGCCGACGAAGACCAGGGGCUUCAACGACUCGAUCCUGCUCGACAGCGAGGCGAGGCCGUACCUGGGCCCCUUGGUGGAGCGCCUGGCGCGGCAGCUGAACUUCGAGGCUGUGCCCCUCUUUCCGUGGUCGGGCGCGGCCUUCGCUGCCGUGUUCAAGAGUGCCGCGGAGGAGGUGGGCCUCGGGGCGUGGGAGCUGACGCCCUACAUCCUGCGCCAUGCGGGCCCGUCGCGCGACUGGCUGACCAAGGCGCAGAGCCUCGGCGCCAUCGAGCGCCGCGGGAGGUGGAUCUCCGGCAUGAGCCUGCUCCUGAACGAGGCGGCGCGGCAGCUCGAGGCCGGGCUCCGGCUCGGUCGCGCGGCCAUGUUCGAGAGCAUGCCCCGCGCCGUGGGUCUGCUGUGA